Messenger RNA from Coccomyxa subellipsoidea C-169, 1050 nucleotides. Its product is annotated as WD40 repeat-like protein. The annotation marks the transcript as partial. Gene Ontology annotation, molecular function: protein binding. Gene Ontology annotation, biological process: photomorphogenesis. The transcript is spliced from 7 exons. NCBI's taxonomy places the organism in Eukaryota, Viridiplantae, Chlorophyta, Trebouxiophyceae, Coccomyxaceae. The record is from RefSeq and is a predicted model, not a curated record.
CUGUCGGCCUUCACCAGCGACCUCAGCAAGUUUGUGCGCUACAGCAAGCUCAAGGUGAAGGCAACGCUGCAGUACGGCGACAUGAUGCACUCUGCAGACAUGCUCUGCUCGAUCUCCUUCGAUCGCGACGACGAGUAUUUCGCCACCGCCGGAGUCUCUCGGCGCAUCAAGGUGUAUGCCACGUCAGACGUGCUGGAAUCAAACAGCGCGGUGCACUGCCCACGGCUGGAGAUGGCGUCGCGCUCCAAGCUGAGCUGCGUGGUGUGGAACUCCUACAUCAAGCACCUCUUACUCGCCGCUGACUACGACGGCUGCCUGGCGCUGUGGGAUGCUGAGACCAACACUUGCACUGCCACUUUUGAGGAGCACGCCAAGCGCGUCUGGAGCGCCGAUUUCUCCCAGUCGGAUCCGACCCGCUUUGUGUCCGGCAGCGAUGACGGCACAGUGCGGCUGUGGAGCAUCCGGGAGGAGGCACCCACGGCUGUGAUUGAUGCCAAGGCGAAUGUUUGCAGCGUGCAAUUCAGCCCCGUCUCGUCCCACCUGCUGGCCUUCGGCUCUGCCAACUACCGAGUGUAUCUGUACGACCUGCGCCAGAUGCGGGUGCCCCUGGCGGUGAUCGGGUGCCACUCCAAGGCGGUGUCUUAUGUCCGCUGGAUGGACGGCUCUCACCUCGUGUCGGCCUCCACCGACAACCAGCUCAAGCUGUGGGACCUGGCUGGAGCCGGUCGCCACAGCCGGCACCAGGAGUGGCGGCCCCAGAACGUGCUCACAGGGCACACCAACGAACGCAACUUCGUGGGCCUCUCGGUGACAUCAGACGGCUACAUAGCGUGCGGGAGUGAAGACAACAGCGUGUACACAUACACCUCCACUCUCCCCACGCCCCUCGCCCGCCACUGCUUCUCCAGCAAGGAGGGCUGCGCUGACUCGGGGGAAGAUCUGGCGGCCGACUCGCACCAGUUUGUGAGCAGCGUCUGCUGGAGCCGCAAGGGCCACACCCUGCUCGCUGCCAACUCACAAGGCACCCUCAAGCUGCUGGAGCUGGACUGA